AAAACUAUUACUAUAACAGAGCUAACAGAAAUUAACAAACUUUUUUGUGAAUUUGUUACACAUUAUGAAAGAGAAUAUAUUAAGAAUAAUUCCAGUCAGAUUCCAGCAGCACUUAUUUCUUAUCAUUAUUUGCUGCAUAUUUCUACUUCAAUUCGUAAUACUGGACCUGCAUGGGCAACUUGGCAAUAUUGCAUGAAUAGGACUGAAAUGCAACGUCUCAGAGCUUAUUAUAUUACAGCAUUGAACAUACAUACUAACCAGCUUGCAUUAAUUACAGAUUCUGUACAAAAAUAUGGAAAACUUCAAAUAAAUGGCAAACUAGCGAUUAAUUCAAAGCUAUCUAAUCGCAA
Messenger RNA from Funneliformis geosporum, 350 nucleotides. The record is from the annotation of a GenBank genome assembly. Lineage: Eukaryota; Fungi; Glomeromycota; Glomeromycetes; Glomerales; Glomeraceae.